This is a messenger RNA of Entrophospora sp. SA101, 1014 nucleotides long. NCBI's taxonomy places the organism in Eukaryota, Fungi, Glomeromycota, Glomeromycetes, Entrophosporales, Entrophosporaceae. The record is from the annotation of a GenBank genome assembly.
AUGUUGUAUAACAAAGCGUUGCUGUACAUUUCUUUGCCUACACUAAAGUCAUAUAAUAAUUUUCAUCAAGAAUUGAUUCGUUCAAUAAUCAUCAAUAAUGUAACAGACGGUCUUACAAUUUAUAUAUCAUCACCAAAAUUUGAAAAUUAUUCCAAAACCUCGCCAAUUUCAAGUUGGAGUGAAAUUAAUGACUUUUUAAAUGCUGUUUACAUCUGUGGUUCAAAAAUUGCAUAUGAAAUUGAAAAGUAUUUUAUUGAUAUUGUUGUCAUUUUUGAGAAUUGGUGCGGAUAUCAAGUGGAAUUGGGAAAAGAUUUUCAAGCUUUUUUUGGGAAAAAGAAUAUUUUGGAAGGAUUUAAUGAAAAUCGAAAGAAUUCAAAUUUAAUUGAAUUACCAAUUCAUUUCAUAAAAAGUAAUUCAUCACCACAAUUAUCACCACCACCACAACAAACUGGAAUUAUCAAAAAUGGUGAUGACAAUAAAUCUUUGGGAAAAACAAUAUAUCAAAGUGUUGCGGGCAGAACGCAAAAAAUCGUUGUCCCUGAAAUCGUGUCGCGUAUUUUUUCUUUUUCUUUUAAAAAAUUAAAAUCUGUCGAUAUGGAUAUGUUCUAUGUUAAACGUUUAAGUGAAAAGUCAACAUUACCUGUACGUGGCUCUAGUCAAGCUGCUGGUUAUGACUUAUACAGUGCUCGAGAUAUCAUUAUUCCUGCUAAAGGAAAAGCUUUAAUACCUACAGACUUAGCUGUAUCAAUUCCAUCAGGAACUUAUGGUCGUGUUGCACCAAGAAGUGGGCUUGCAUUAAAUCAUUUUCUUGAUUGUGGAGCUGGUGUAAUUGAUCCUGAUUAUCGUGGACCACUUGGUGUUCUUUUAUUUAAUUUUAGUGAUAAUGACUAUAAAGGUGAUAGAAUUGCUCAACUUAUUUUAGAAUGUAUUUCUACACCUAAAGUUGUUGAAGUGGAAGAUUUAGAAGUGACUAAUCGUGGUGAAAGUGGAUUUGGUUCAACUGGUCUUAGAUAA